UGCAUGUUUUCGACUCAUAGACGUUUUCGUAUUUUUCUUUUACUUUUUACACUAUCAAUACCUACCAUAUAUUUCCCCGACACUGCCCCUGGUACGAAUAUCUACGCCGGUACGAAUAUUGAGACAGCCGAUCGUGCGCGCACAUAACUCUCCCACCCAGAUCAGAAAUCGACGCCAUGGUGCUCGGCAAAAAGCGCGUAACCUACUAUUACGAUGAUGAAGUGGGCAACUACAACUACGGGUACGACCACUGCAUGAAGCCGUUCCGGAUCCGCAUGGCGCACAGCAUUAUCACGUCAUACGGGCUGGACAAGAAGAUGACCAUGAUCCGGCCGCCCCGAGCCACAGCACUCGACAUGACUCGCUUCCAUACAGACGACUAUAUUUCUUACUUGCAGCGCGUGUCGCCAGAGCUGGCCGAGCAGAUGCCCACGUACAACGAAUUGUUUUUGCCGCCUAUGGAUUGCCCGCCCUUCGACGGCGUCUACGAGUUUUGCUCGAUAUCAGCGGGCGGAUCGAUUGCCGGCGCGCAGCGGAUCAACCAUGGCGAGGCGGACAUUGUCAUCAACUGGGCCGGCGGCCUGCAUCACGCGAAGAAGGGCGAGGCCUCAGGAUUCUGCUAUGUCAACGAUAUUGUGCUGGCUAUUUUGGAGUUGCUAAAGUACCACCAGCGCGUGGUGUAUCUGGACAUUGAUGUGCAUCACGGUGACGGCGUCGAGGAGGCGUUCUACACAACGGACCGCGUCAUGUCGCAGGGCAAGUACUACGCCGUCAACGUACCACUGCGUGAGGGCAUUGACGACGAGACGUACGCGUUUGUGUUUCAGCGCGUAAUGCGCAAUGUCAUGGAGACCUACCGCCCCGGAGCCGUGGUGAUGCAGUGUGGCACAGACUCGCUCUCAGGAGACCGCCUGGGCUGCUUCAACCUCAGCAUGAAGGGCCAUGCGGCGUGCGUCGAGUUUAUGAAGUCGUUCGGGUACCGCUGUUCUACCUCGGUGCUGCUUGGUGAGCCGCUGAAUCCGAGCCUGCCGUACAACGACUACUACGAUUUUUACGGCCCCGAGUACCUUUUGGACGUGCCGGCCAGCAACAUGACCAACAUGAACACACGCGAGCAACUUGAGCGCAUAUGCAGGGACAUCAACGAGCACCUGCGCAACGUACCGCAUGCGCCGUCGGUGCAGAUGCAGGACCGAGGAUAUAGCGAUGCUGAGGAAGGCAAGGGAUCUAAGCAGCGCCGGAGAGGCCCAAGAGCCAAGAACACAGGCGAACGGGGCACGCACGCCGUAUCGGCGGGAGCAGAGGCUACGGAGGCUGUGGGAAACAACAGCAGCGGCAGCAACUACAGCGACUAGCGCGGACUGGUUUUUGAGUGGUUGCAAAUAGAGGUGAGGUCAACUUGGCCAUAUAGAGCUUGCUGCCGAGAUACAGCAAUGGCAAUGGCAAUGGGACUGGUGGUGUAGUAGCUGUCGUCUGCCUCUGUCUACUUAAACUCGGCCCAGGCCCCAAGUUCAAGUUCAAGAUGGCCUCGGUCCCUUUGGGCCAUUUGCACACAGCAGGGGGGGGUCAGACAAAAUGACAAUGCUCCCCACCCAGUGAUCGGGAGGAAGAGAAAAACAGUGCUCGUUUCAAGCGAGUGUCAAAAAAUGCGGCUUUGCUCAAUUUUGCUUUUUUUAAUAUUUUUACUCUCCCUUUUUCGUCGGUUUUACAAAUCCAUUUUUUUCUUGUUUCACCA
Kickxella alabastrina is the source of this 1735-nucleotide messenger RNA. RefSeq names its product histone deacetylase Clr6. Bases 177 to 1355 code for a protein of 392 amino acids. The record is from RefSeq and is a predicted model, not a curated record. The transcript is spliced from 5 exons. Lineage: Eukaryota; Fungi; Kickxellomycota; Kickxellomycetes; Kickxellales; Kickxellaceae. Gene Ontology annotation, molecular function: histone deacetylase activity.